This is a messenger RNA of Didymella exigua CBS 183.55, 1316 nucleotides long. RefSeq lists its product as uncharacterized. Gene Ontology annotation, biological process: phospholipid biosynthetic process; lipid droplet organization; lipid storage. The transcript has a single exon. NCBI's taxonomy places the organism in Eukaryota, Fungi, Ascomycota, Dothideomycetes, Pleosporales, Didymellaceae. The record is from RefSeq and is a predicted model, not a curated record. The coding region runs from base 172 to 1179 and encodes 335 amino acids. Gene Ontology annotation, cellular component: endoplasmic reticulum membrane.
UCAACUCCAGCGCAUGCAGACCAAGGUUACUACUUUUCUCACAACCGCACUUGAGUCGUCCUUCUCGCAUUACGACGUAUGUCUUAGUCGUCAAGAGACUACCUCUCAUUUAUCCACCUCUCUGGGCUCCAUCCCUGGCUCUCCCACCACCACCUCCAUCAACCCACGAUAAUGGCCGCCCGUCGCAAACACACCUACACUGGCGUCUCCGAAAACGGCUCCGCACCCAAAACCGCGGGCAUACCAUCUGGUACCGUCAAAUACAGCACCAUGAAGUCGCUGACCGCCAGCGCGCGCCGCUCGCCCUUCCUCCCCACCCGCCUCGAAGCGCUCCUAAUCUCCAUCUAUCCCGCAACCCUGCUCGUGGGCAGCAUAAUCAGCAUGCUCUCGCCUGCGUCGCGCGCCGCACCGUACAGCGCGGAUUCGCAGAGUCAUAUCCCCGAGUUUGCGCCUAGCUACUUCGCGCUCAAGAAGAAUGUGUUUAAUGUAUAUUUUGUUAAGGUGGGGUGGUUUUGGACGACACUUGCGUUCAGUAUGUUCGUGCUCAUGCAUCCAGGCUUUGGCCGUGGGCUAUCUGCAAGGAGAGUCAGGGCGGUGCUGAGAUAUGGACUUAUAACGACGUGGUGGGUGUUCGUUACACAGUGGUUCUUUGGCCCACCGCUUAUUGAUCGCGGAUUCAAGCUUACAGGCGGCGCGUGUGAGUUGGCGAGAGACCCCAAUGCGAUGGCGGAGAUGAGCGACACGAAGGAGUUCAUCACGGCGGCGACGUGCAAGGCUGUCGGCGGCAGUUGGAAGGGCGGACACGAUAUUUCUGGGCACGUCUUUCUGUUGAUCCUGGGCUCUUCGCUGCUCUGGUUUGAGUUCUUGCCUGCAUUGACGCGUAUGGAAGGCCUGCGCGAUGGCCGCCUCAUUGCUCUCUCGGACGGCAAGGUAGCGAGUGUCACGGUCGAAAAGGAGGAUCAGAAAGCCGAGGGCGAGGCCACGGCCAGAGGUGUUAAGUUCGCGCUUGGUGUAGCGGCACUGAUGUGGUGGAUGCUGUUGAUGACAGCUGCAUACUUCCACACAUGGUUCGAGAAGUUCACGGGCUUGGUCGUUGCUUUUGCUGGGCUUUACACAGUGUACUUUGCGCCAAGAGGUGUACCGGCGUUGAGAGCGUAUAUGGGAAUGCCUGGAGUAUAACAGCAUGUGCACGUUGUUUAGAUUCACGAUUAUAAUGCAAGAGCGGCAUGAGGCAACCACUCGGGCGUUUUGUACCUAUAUCAGACGAUCAGAUUUUAGCAUUAUACUUUACGAUGGGUCUUCUGUAUAUUGACCAG